This is a messenger RNA of Bombus pascuorum, 2142 nucleotides long. RefSeq lists its product as uncharacterized. NCBI's taxonomy places the organism in Eukaryota, Metazoa, Arthropoda, Insecta, Hymenoptera, Apidae. The coding region runs from base 402 to 1511 and encodes 369 amino acids. Gene Ontology annotation, cellular component: ubiquitin ligase complex; nucleus; cytosol. The transcript is spliced from 3 exons. Gene Ontology annotation, biological process: protein monoubiquitination; protein autoubiquitination; protein polyubiquitination. The record is from RefSeq and is a predicted model, not a curated record. Gene Ontology annotation, molecular function: ubiquitin conjugating enzyme binding; ubiquitin protein ligase activity; cyclin binding.
GAUUGUCAAAAAGCACGUGGUAUACUAGACAAAAAAUUGAUAAUUACAUUAUGAAUUAUAAUUGCUUAUUUAUUCGUAUGGAAUAUUUAAAGAUAUUAAGAUUUAGAACAAUUAGACUCAGAUUAGAACCAUAGUAGACAUAAAAUUUUUUUGGUAUAUUAAUAAGCUACAGAAUUAAAUUUAGUAUAUAUUAAGAUAUUGGGUUCAGAAGAUUUAUUUAUCUUAUGUAUCAAAAAGGAACCAUUUUGAAGGUUUAACAAAAUAUAAUUAAAAUAUAAAAAAAGAGAAUUCAUACACAUGGAGUCAUAUAUAUUGGAUUGAAUUUGAACCAGUGUGAAGGAAAAAUUAUUCACAUUUUUAUCUAAUUGAAAAACUAUAAUUUAAUUUUUUAAAUUUUCAAUAUGAUAGAAUCUAUAACAUUAGAACUACGACCUAGACUUCAAAUAUGCAAUGUUUUUAUUCAUUUAAAUAAAAAAGUAAAUUCAACAGGAGUUGCAAUAAAGCUUUCAAAAGAAAGUAUAAAAAUAACUAUAGAAAAUAAUACAAUAAUAUUUUUAACAAAAUUUGUAAAGUUAAUACCAGAUUCAUUAUCAACAUUAGAUAUUACAAACAAUUGGAUUUGUUUCCGUGCACAAACAAUAUCUGAUCCUGUAUUUGGGUCUUUCAAAACGCAAAUAAUUGCCAAUCCAGCAUUCGAUGUUAAUUCUUUGAAAGAUACUUUUAAAACUAUUGAGUUAUUUAAUAUCGGUAAAUGUCAUAUAACGUGUGCUUCUUGCAAAAACAUUCUUUCUAAAGAUAUGUGUAUUAAAAGGAUUUUACCUGUACCAGAUAUGAAUUAUGAUUCAAGCGAAUGGUUUUGUUGUAAACAUAAUCAUAGUAAUACUAUGUAUAAUUUGAUUCCAUCAGAGUCUGAUAUUUUCUAUGGGUCACUUUUCUUCAGAAUUCAUGCAAGUUUAUUUAAUCACAACUUAAAAAUAGAUGAAAAUAUUGCGAUUUGUAACAGAUGUUUACAACAUUUAGGAAAAAUUCUUACAGAUAAUUCACUUAAAUUAUGGAAUUGUGCUGUGGAUUACAAUUUCUUAGGUAACUCACAAAGUAAGACUGCAACAGAUCCCUUUAAUGAUUUUUUACUUGCUAUUAAAACUUCAAUGACUGGUAUGUUUGGUGAAGAAAUAAUUUUGCAAUGCUUUGUAGGAAAAGAAAUUCACUCCCUCAUUUUAAAACCAAUGGAUUGGCACUUAAAUUUAAUGAUUGAGCCUAAGGAAAUAUCAGACGAUAAUAUUGUAACUUUGCAAAGAAUAUCAGUUGUCAAAGUAUUAUAUAAAUAUGAAACAAGCAAAAAUAUUCUUGAUUCUGUAAAUAAAUCGUAUUGUGAAGUUAGUUUUUUAGUAAUAAGAGCAGGUUUGGAACAUUUAUUAACAUCAACAAAACGAUUUCCUCAGCCUCAUAGAACUGCAAUUGAUUGUUAUAUUGGACAUAUAUGCCUAGAAAAUUGUACAGACAAUACUUAAUAAUAAAAAAUAUCUUUUGUUUUUUAAACAUAACAAAUUUUGAAUUUUUUAUAAAUAAUUUUUCAUAAUAAUAUGGUUUCUUAAUAAAUGAUUUCUAAUUUACUUUUAAACUGUUUAAUGAAAUAAAAAAUUUCAUAAUUGUGAUUUAUAUUAAGAGUGUGCGCUAUUUUGAUGCAUGAAUAAAGUUUUAUUUUAUCAAAAAUUUACAUAUAUUUAUUCAUAUAUUACAUGUUAUAUUGAAUAGGAAUAUUUUACAAUGCACUAUCUAUGGUUAAUAAAAUUUGAAUGAUUAUAAAUCACGAUUUUACUUAAUAUAAAUAUCUAAGCACUGUAACAUAACUAAAUGAAAUUAAUCUCAUGGAGAUACUCUAAUACUCUGUGGUUAAUUUGAAAACAAUUAAAACAUGUGGAAAAUCUUAUACAUAACAAGCUAUGAGGGAGAUUUAUAUAUAUUUACAUUAUGUAUGAUUAAUGCUCUGUGUGUGUAUGUGUGUGUGUGUUCCAUGGAAAUAAAGAACAAACAAUUAUGUACAUAAAUAUAAUGUACAUCAUAUAUGUGCAUAUUAUUUUUACAAUCACGAGUACAGUUGUCCGUUUUUUAAAUUUAUUAAUUAAAUCAUUUUGGAUACUA